Molecule: messenger RNA, 2101 nt
Organism: Lycium barbarum (goji berry)
Lineage: Eukaryota; Viridiplantae; Streptophyta; Magnoliopsida; Solanales; Solanaceae
Product: serine/threonine-protein kinase BSK5-like
Exons: 10
Coding region: 401-1876 (491 amino acids)
Biological process (GO): protein phosphorylation; brassinosteroid mediated signaling pathway
Molecular function (GO): protein kinase activity; ATP binding; protein binding
Source: RefSeq, a predicted model, not a curated record
AAAAAAAACAAACACGAAAAGGUCAUUCUCUUUGCCAAAAGCACAAACACGUCUUUCUCUGAAAAGCUAAACACAUGAAAAAUCACCAACUUUUUCAUCAUUCAACCAUAUACUCAAAUAACCCAUUUUCUCUCUUCUUAUAUACUCAUUAUAUACUACAAUAAACACAAAUCCUCCUUUCUUGAUCACUGUAUCCUGUUGGAAAGACCAAACAGAACUUACACAGUCCAAAAAAAAAAAAAAAAUCCUUUCUUUGGAUACCCACAUAGUAAUUACUUAUCUUUUAUAUAGUAAAAAGAACAGUUUUUUUUGCUGUUUCCAUUUGCCCCCUUUAGUUCUUGUAGAUGCUUGUAAAGGGUCUAAAUUAUUUCUUGGAAAUCUCAUAAAAUUUACUGUCAAAAUGGGUGUCCCUUGUUCAAAAUUCUCUUUUUGUUGCUUUCAUUCCAACUUUAAAUCAUCCCCUCAAGAUUUAUCUGAUCUAGAGAAUGGAGGUGAAAAUGGGAAAAAUGCAUUGCCAAGUUUUACUGAAUUCAGUUUAGAUGUGUUGAUGAUUGCAACUGAUGGAUUUUCAGCUGAUAAAAUAGUGUCUGAACAUGGAGAAAAAGCCCCAAAUGUUGUUUUUAAAGGGUUACUUGAAAAUGGUCAAUUGGUUGCUGUUAAACGUUUCAAUAGGUCUGCUUGGCCUGAUUCUCGCCAAUUCUUGGAUGAGGCUAAGGCAGUGGGGAAUCUGAGGAGCGAGAGACUGGCAAAUCUACUUGGAUGUUGCUGUGAAGGUGAACAAAGGUUGCUCGUAGCAGAGUUCAUGCCAAACGAGACCCUGGCGAAACAUUUAUUUCACUGGGACAGCCAACCUAUGAAGUGGGCAAUGAGGUUGAGGGUGGCUUUUUACUUAGCUCAAGCUAUAGAAUACUGCAGCAGUAAGGGUCGAGCAAUAUAUCAUGAUCUUAAUGCUUACAGAAUCUUAUUUGAUAAGGAUGGUGAUCCUAGGCUCUCUUGCUUUGGCCUCAUGAAGAACAGUAGAGAUGGAAAAAGUUACAGUACAAACUUAGCUUUCACUCCUCCAGAGUACAUGCGAACAGGAAGAGUGACCUCUGAAAGUGUAGUCUACAGCUUUGGAACAAUGUUGCUAGAUCUUUUGAGUGGAAAGCAUAUACCUCCAAGCCAUGCACUUGAUCUAAUUCGGGUGAAGAAUUUGACGAUGUUGAUGGAUUCUUGUUUGGAGGGUGAUUUUUCUAAUGAUGACGGAACCGAGCUAGUGCGGCUAGCCACCCGUUGUUUACAGUAUGAAGCACGUGAGAGGCCAAAUGCAAAAUCUCUUGUUAAUUCUCUUGUUACCAUUCAGAAGGAAACUGAGGUGCCAUCACAUGUUCUGCUGGGCAUUAGACAUGGAACUGCAACCCCACCCCAACCAUUGGUAUUGACAACAACUGGUGAAGCAUGUUUGAGAAGAGAUCUUACUGCCCUUCAUGAGAUAUUGCAAAAGACUGGGUACAAGGACGAUGAAGGAAUUGCCAAUGAGCUUUCUUUCCAAAUGUGGACAAAUCAGAUGCAGGAAACCUUGAAUUCUAAGCAGCAAGGAGAUGCUGCUUUCCGAGCCAAGGAUUUCAUAACUGCCAUUGAAUGCUAUACACAGUUCAAUGAUGGAGGGACCAUGGUGUCACCAACCAUCUAUGCCAGGCGCUGCUUGUGUUAUCUGAUGAGCGACAUGGCGCAAGAGGCUUUAGGGGAUGCAAUGCAAGCUCAGGUUAUAUCAUCCGAGUGGCCUACCGCCUUUUAUCUUCAGUCUGUUGCCCUUUUUAACCUUGGGAUGGAGAAUGAUGCCCAAGAAGCACUUAAAGAAGCCACAAAGUUGGAAGCAAAAAGGACCAAAAAUUAAAAAUAGUGUGUAGAUUUGCAUUUCAUGUUUUUUCAAGUUUCUUGUAUUUAAAGGGCAUAUGAUAGAAAGUUGUGGCUAUGUCUAUAGUUUAUUUCCUUUUACAUUGUUUUUGAUUUUGUGCUCACACCAUGUGAAGGCAUUGGAGAAUUAUAGAUUGUCCUCUGAUGCGCCUUUUGCCUUUUGUUCUUGAUUUGUUUAAUGGAAAUGGAAUCUCAACUUGCUUGA